CAGCGGGGUACAUACUCAGUUCAUGCACUCAAAUGCCAAGAAUUGAAGUCAACGGGAAACAGAUUUUCCGGUUAGAGCUUGAAGAACCAUCACCGGAGAUAAAAGAAAAAGCGAGGAGGGAGCUGAGAGAAACUCCUGAUAUUGUGGAACAGUCCAAAAAAGAACUCCGGGAUCUUCUCAGAGAUGAAGAAGGUUUGAUCACUCCUUAUGAAUACGAUCAAUAUCUAAUGCGUUAUCUGAGGCCGACAAAGUUCUAUCCUGAGAGUGCACUUAAAUUGAUUAAAGAUUAUUAUGAAUUCAAAAUCAAGCACAAAAAUGUUUAUGAAGGCUUACUUCCAAGCAAAGAAAAAAAUGUAUUUACCCAUGACAUCAUUACUGUUUUACCUAAGAGGGAUCAAGAAGGAAGAAGAAUUCUUGUACUUUCUCUUGGAAAGAAAUGGAAGCACAACAAGGUUUCCCUUGAUGAAGUUUACAAAGCAGCUGUAAUGUUUUCUGAAGCCGCAGCUCUUGAACCUGAAACUCAGAUAUGUGGAGCACAAAUUAUUUUUGACAUGGAUGGACUUUCCCUUCAACAGACAUGGCAGUUUACCCCUCCUUUCGCUAAAAGAAUAGUAGAUUGGCUACAGGACAGUAUACCACUUAGGAUCAAAGGACUUCAAAUAAUUAACCAGCCGUACAUAUUUAACAUGGUGUUUGCACUGUUCAAGCCCUUCUUAAGGGAAAAGCUUAAGAGCAGGAUCAUAUUCCAUGGAUCUGACAGGAAAUCACUUCACCAACAAUUAGACCCAUCAUGUCUUCCAGAAGAAUAUGGUGGUACCUUGGAUAUUCCUUUAAUCCAUGGCUUGGAAUGGUAUGAUAUGCUCGUGAGAAUGGAACCAGAAUUCGAAAAAAUCAACGCCUAUGGAUGCAAGAAAGGUGCCAAAUAA
Messenger RNA from Nezara viridula (southern green stink bug), 926 nucleotides. Lineage: Eukaryota; Metazoa; Arthropoda; Insecta; Hemiptera; Pentatomidae. The record is from the annotation of a GenBank genome assembly.